This is a messenger RNA of Neoarius graeffei (lesser salmon catfish), 4107 nucleotides long. RefSeq names its product NLR family CARD domain-containing protein 3-like. Bases 293 to 2836 code for a protein of 847 amino acids. Gene Ontology annotation, molecular function: protein binding. The transcript is spliced from 10 exons. NCBI's taxonomy places the organism in Eukaryota, Metazoa, Chordata, Actinopteri, Siluriformes, Ariidae. The record is from RefSeq and is a predicted model, not a curated record.
CCAACGCAUUCCAUCUCCGUUUAAAGCACAGGAGCACAGAUCGCCCUGUGAGCCACAACUACAUGGAAGAACACAACUGUCUCAGCAUCAUCAACAAACAACAAGGGAGUACAUAUAUUCUCUGAGACGCCGUUUUGUUGCUGUUGGGAGAAAAUAAUAAUAAAAACUCCAACUCCAGGCAGAACCGGUGAGAUUAAUGAAGCCCAGCAUGGAGUGCUGAGUAAAAAAAUCAGCAUCUUCAGGAAUCAGCAGUGAGUCCAUGAGCUGUGUGUGCAGACACUAAUAUUCAAAAAUGGAGAGCCGUGAUCUGGACACAGAUAAUGAGACCCCACCCUCAGAAAAGCGUGAACUCCAGAUGAAGAGAUCAGACCCACCAGAACCCAGCCGUGUCUCCAUGAACAGUGAUCGGUCUAUGGUUUUUCCUUUGGACUUUAACAAUAGAGCCUCCUCAUCUGUUCACAGUGAUUUACAGAAAGCAGGAGACAGAAGAGAAAAGAUCAUCAUCACAGAUGCAGGACACGCCCCAGAAUCUGCUGCUGGAAAUGAAGUCCUGAAAAAAUUCAGAUUAAAUCUGAUGAAGACGUUUCAGUGUUUAAAUGGAGUGAUAAUAAAGCAGGAAAACCGAGUGCUCCUGAAUGAGAUCUUCACAGAGCUCUACAUCACAGAGGGAGACAGUGGAGACGUCAAUAAAGAACAUGAGGUGAGACAGAUUGAGGCAGCAUCCAGGAGAAAAACAACAGAGGAAACACCAAUCAAAUGCAACGACAUCUUUAAGCCCUUAUCUGAAGAAGACGAACCCAUCAGAACUGUAGUGACGAAGGGAGUGGCUGGUAUUGGAAAAACAGUCUCUGUGCAGAAGUUCAUUGUGGACUGGGCUGAAGGGAAAGCAAAUCAGGACGUCCACCUCAUAUUUCCACUUCCUUUCAGAGAGCUGAAUCUGAUGAAGGACCAAAAACUGAGUCUGAUGGAGCUGCUUCAUGUCUGUUUCAAUGAAACUAAAGAAACAGAAAUGUCCAGGAUUGGAAAGGUUCUGUUCAUUUUUGAUGGAUUGGACGAGUGUCGUUUCCCGCUGGAUUUUCAGAACACAGUGAGAGUGUGUGAUGUAACUGAAUCAGCAUCAGUGCAUGUGCUGCUGAUAAACCUGAUCAAAGGGAAUCUGCUUCCCUCUGCUUUCAUCUGGAUCACCUCCCGACCAGCAGCAGCUGAUCAAAUCCCCUCUGAACAUGUCCACCGAGUCACAGAGGUACGAGGGUUCAAUGACCCCCAGAAGGAGGAGUACUUCAGGAAGAGGGUCAGUGAUCAGAGCCUGGCCAAAAACAUCAUCACACACCUGAAGUCAUUAAGAAGCCUCUACAUCAUGUGCCAAAUCCCAGUCUUCUGCUGGAUUUCAACCGCUGUUCUAGAGAGAAUGUUGGGUGAAGCAGAGAGUGGAGAGAUCCCCAAGACUCUGACUCAAAUGUACACACACUUCCUCAUCACUCAGACAAACAUCAUCAGCGGAAAGUACUCAAAGAAGCAGGAGAGUGAUGAAGAAAUACUUCUCAAACUGGGAAAACUGGCUUUUCAGCAGCUGAAGAAAGGCAACCUGAUCUUCUAUGAGGAAGACCUGAGAGAGUGUGGCAUUGAUGUGACAGAAGCAGCAGUGUACUCAGGUGUGUGUACACAGAUCUUCAGAGAGGAAGUUGGGCUUCACCAGAGUAAAGUGUACUGCUUUGUUCAUCUGAGCGUUCAGGAGCAUCUCGCAGCUCUGUAUGUGCAUCUGACCUUCAUGAAGGAAAAGGGAAAUGUUCUUGAUCACAGUCGGUCCAAGACAAUUUCAGAUGUACACAAGAUUGCUGUAGGUCAGACCUUAAAAAGUCAGACUGGACAUUUGGAUCUGUUCCUCCGCUUUCUUCUGGGUCUCUCACUAGAGUCCAAUCAGAAACUCUUACAUGACUUCGUAACACGGACAGGAAGUAGCUCCCAGAGCAAAGAGGAAACAGUUCAGUACAUUAAGGAGAAGAUCAGUAGAGAUGAUCUUCCUGCAGAAAAAUCCAUCAAUCUGUUCCACUGUCUGAAUGAACUGGGUGACGAUUCUCUCGUGAAGGAAAUCCAAUGCUACCUGAAAUCUGGAAAACAAAGUGAACUCUCUGCUUCACAGUGGUCUGCUCUGGCGUUUGUGUUACUGACUUCAGCACAGGAGCUGGAGGAGUUUGAUCUGAGUAAAUAUACCAGUACAGAGAAGAUACCAGAUGAGGUUCUUGUGAAGGUGAUGCCUGUGAUUGCAGCAUCCAGAAAAGCAAUGAUCAGUUGUGAGACAAUUGAAGGGAGAAGCGCUAAAGCUCUGGUCUCAGUGCUCAACUCAGAAACCUCCAGUCUGAGAGAACUGCAUCUGACUGUGAAGACACUGGAUCUGUCUUGGAAUAAACUAGAAGACUCAGGAGUGAAGCGUCUCUGUGCUGUACUGGAGAAUCCUCACUGUAAAGUGGAGACACUGCAUUUGUGUGGUUGUGGUGUCUCAGAUGAAGGCUGUGCUGCUCUGAGUUCAGCUCUGAGAUCAAACCCCUCACACCUGAGAGAACUGGGUCUGAAUAAUAAUAACCUGGGAGACUCAGGAGUGAAGCGUCUCUGUGCUGUACUGGAGAAUCCUCACUGUAAACUGGAGACACUGGCGUUGGAGUGGUGUGGUGUCUCAGAUGAAGGCUGUGCUGCUCUCGCUUCAGCUCUGAGAUCAAACCCCUCACACCUGAGAGAACUGAGUGUGUAUGGGAAUGAAAUAGGAGACUCAGGAAAGGAGCUGCUCUCUGCUCUUAAGGAUGAUGAACAUUACAAACUACAGGAACUCUGUUGGCGGUGAACGUGUGUGUGUGUGUGUGUGUGUGUGUGUCCGUGAUGAAGACUCUGGUGUUCCUGCAUUUCCAUGUUGGGGAACAGACAACAUAUUCAUAAACACGUCAGUCAUUUAGUUCUAACAAAUGAAAGGGACUCGGAGACGUGGUCAGUGUGUGUUCAUGGUGCACAGUGAAUCAGACUGCACACAAUUCUACACUGAAUGUGGAACAACUUGUGAUCUGCAUGAACUGUCUGGACCUCAGUCCCUUAAAAACCCUGAAAGAGCACGUGAAAAAGCACAGGGACUCGAGCUGAACCCAGUCAGUGGAAGAGGGAGCUGAAAUGGACAGGAACAGUUUCAGAACAUUGGUGGGAUUCUCACCUGACAGGAUCGCCAUUUGGGGAGUUAAUCUGAGGAAGCCCCGAGGAGACUCACUACAAGGCACAUUUAUCACUUUGUCUUUUGAUUGGUAUUUAAUAUACACUCACUGAGCACUUUAUUAGGAACACCUGGAUGGAACCGCCUUGUUGAUGAGAUGAGUCACCGGAGAACGGCCAGACUGGUUUGAGCUGACAGAAAGGCUACAGUAACUCAAAUAACCACUCUGUACAAUUGUGGUGAGCAGAAAAGCAUCUCAAAAUGCACAACACACUGAACACUGAGGUGGAUGACCACGUCGGGUUCCACUUCUGUCAGCCAAGUACAGAAAGCUGAGGCUGCAGUGGCACAGGAUCUCCACAACUGGACAGGUGAAGAGUGAAAAAACGUAGCCUGGUCUGAUGAACCUCGAUUUCUGCUGAGGCUCACAGAUGGUGGGGUCAGAAUUUGGCACCAACAGCAUGAAUUAGUGUUCCUAAUAAUGUGCUCUGUGACUGUAGAUUAGAUCUUUUUGUUACAGGAUCAGACCAAAGCUGUUCAUUUUUGUUCGCCUCUUAAUUUUUUUCUCUAGAUUUUGAAGUAUUAAAUAUAUAAAUACAGUGUGAUUAUUUUUCUGUUGUAUAAAAUUAGUUUCUGUAUUUAAACUGAAUUUUUUUUCGCAAAAAAAGCCAACGGUUAUUGGAAAUAAAUUUAUUCGUAGCACUUGGGUGUUAGUACUCAGACGAAAAAAUGGAUUUCCAUCAAAGUCAAAUCAUGAAAUUUUCAGCAUCUGUGUAAUUUCUGAUUUACUGUAAGUGUAAAUACUUUGUCGCUUGUCUUGUUCUGUAGUGGUUUGUGUUUGUCACUAUUACUCAGCAAUACUAAGGUUUUUAAUGCGUCUUCAUAUAAAUUCUGAUUGGUUCCAAAGUCAGACUAAA